Molecule: messenger RNA, 5332 nt
Organism: Amphiprion ocellaris (clown anemonefish)
Lineage: Eukaryota; Metazoa; Chordata; Actinopteri; Pomacentridae
Gene: cbx6a
Product: chromobox homolog 6a
Exons: 5
Coding region: 222-1754 (510 amino acids)
Source: RefSeq, a predicted model, not a curated record
GACCAGAGGGGCUGACCCCGGCCACGUGACACAGCAGGCUGGCCGCGCCGCCGCCGCCGUAGUGCUGAGUGUGUGCGUGUGUGCGUGUGUGUGUAUGUGUGUAUGUGUGUGUGUCUGCUGCCUCUCACACCGUUUGGCUGUGGUCGACCCGAGCAGACAGCGGAGCUCGUCGCCAGGAGAGACACAAACAGAGACAGGUAGCUCAGUUUGGGGCAUGAAACAUGGAGCCCUCGGCGGCGGGAGAUCGCAUUUUCGCCGCGGAAGCCAUACUGAAACGCCGCGUCCGCAAGGGAAGAAUUGAAUACCUGGUAAAAUGGAAAGGAUGGGCAAUGAAGCACAGCACCUGGGAGCCAGAGGAGAAUAUUCUGGAUGACAGGCUGAUUUUGGGUUUUGAGCAAAAGGAGCGGGAGAGAGAGUUGCAUGGGCCAAAGAAACGGGGACCGAAACCCAAAAACUUUGUUAUGAAGGCUCGUGGACAGAAAAGAGAGACCAGCAGCCGAGCCUCAAGCAGCCGUCAGAACACCCCGCGUUCCUCUUCGUCCACUUCCAGUCGAGCAGCUUCCUCUUCCUCCUCCGCCCUGCCUCAUCAUCUACCUUCGUCGUCUUCAUCUUCCUCGACUGUGGCUCCCUCUCCUAAACUCAACUCGCUUGCCGCCACCCACAAGCUGAAGAAAGACAUUCACCGCUGCCACCGGAUGUCCAGGCGCCCUCUGCCUCGCUCAGACCCCAUGGCGGCUACUUUCUCCAACCCUGGUGGCUUCCCCUCCCGCAUGCACGUCUCCCCCUUCUCUGAGACCGUCCGCAUCCUGAACCGUAGAGUCAAGCCCCGGGAGAUCAAGAGAGGUCGGAUUAUCCUCAAUCUGAAGGUCGUUGAUAAGCCAGGUCGGGGUGGCACAGCCUCGGGAAGUAGGAAUAUUACAGCAGGACGCCAGAACAUCCCUUCCCGCAAUCGCAUCAUUGGGAAGAAGGGAGAGGCCCCCUAUAGACCUUUCCAGCCUCCUCUGAAGAUGCUGGGGUUCCCGAUGUAUGGUAAACCAUUUGGGCUGCAGUGUGGAGGUCCUGUGCCUUUCCACUCCCACCCAGGCUCAUGCUCCACCACAGUGGCUCGGGACAGACGCACCACCUCAUCGCAGUACCAGUCACCUCCUUCUCCUUCCAGCUCCAGCGGGUCCGAAGGAAAAUCUCCCACCAAUGCCACGGCCGCACAGCCUCAGCCUGCCGCCGGAGCAUCACCCUCCAGCAAGGAUGCAAAGUCCAGUAAACCUCACACAGAGACCCAGAAGGGCCAGAGCGCCAAGCUAUCUGCUCCUGCCCCAUCCUCAGAUGGAAACCCGGCGGCGUCUGCAUCUCCAUUCCUCCCCUCCUCUCCCUCUUCUUCCUUGGAAGAUGAAGAGGAGGAGGGUGCCCAGGACCACUCGGUGUCCUCAGAGGGAGAAAGGAAAAAUCCUCGGCAGCGCAGAGCUAAACGUCAGCCGCCCACCACGCUUCCCUCUGUCGCUCCUGGGGACCAAAGCUCUGCCCCUGCUGAACCCCAGAGGGUGCCCGCCGAGGGAGACCCCGACUGGCACCCGGAAAUGGCGCCGAGCUGCAAGGAUGUGGUGGUCACAGACGUCACCACCAACCUUGUUACCGUCACUAUUAAAGAGUUCCCCUCCCCUGCCUCCGGCCCUGCCUCUCCCUCCUCCAGCCCAGAAAACGCCUCCUCCCCUCCUCCUGUCACCACCUCCGAAGACCCCUCCCCAGCGAAGCCAUAGGCAGUCAGAUGUUAUGAAGAUGCCAUUGAUGAUAGAGAAAAUAUCAUGCCAGUGUUGCCACUUCAGCCCUACCUUUAUCUUAAGGGUUUGUCCAUACUUGCAUAAUAGUUAAUAAAAUGUAAUGUAAUGUAAUGGUAACACCGCCCAGCCAUUGACUAGUAAAAAAAAAAGAAUAUUUUUUUUAAAAAGAAGUGUAUAAAUUCGAAAAGGGGCAGCUAAUACGCCCUCCUUGUCAUUUAAAUUGCCAUAUUUUGUCCACUUGCACAGCACUGACUCCUUGAAGCAGACUUGAAUGGAAAUGGUAUCUGUUUUCUUUCACUUGCUUCAGACAUGCUCAGUUUAGCUUGUUUGGUGCACUACAAAUUUGUCCUGAAAGUGAAACCCUCUCUCGUCUGGUGUGAGGGGUAAACUUUUAUCAAGCACACUUGAUGUAUGUGAAAGAAACGUACUGUUUUGACCCGUGCUCCGCUCUGUAGGCUGUUAUCGACAGCCUCCAGGUGUUACGCCAAUUUCCUGACCCCUGCUCUGAUUGGGAGUCCAGCUUGUUAAUGAUAAAUGAGAUGAUGUGUUUUUGCACUUAACACCGUUGGACUCUCAGACCGUGCAUCGAUACAGCGAGGUAAAUGCAACGCACUUGACUGCAUCAAAAUAUAACCUAUUCUAUGUAGUUCAUCAAUUUUUCAAGGCCUUUUCCUCAUGCUCUCUUGAACGCACAUGCAUAUAUAUACAGUGUGAGUAAGUAUUUAUAUGCACGCACAACCUUAAAAGCUGCAAAAGAAUAUACAAAAACAAUAGAUUUUUAAGUUAUUGCUGUCCUUGCGGUCUUUCCUUACUUGCCUUGUUUUCUCACAACCCACCACCACCUUCAGCUCUGUAACGUCCUCCAAGACUCUAAACUGGCCGGAAAAUAAUUGUGAUAUUUCCUCUGUAUGCUAGAAUUGCGCCAUGUAACUUCCCAAAUUGUCAAGGCCUAGAAGGUCCAUGAGCUGAACACAGUUCAGGCUGAAGCCACCAAUGAAAAAGAGUAGUUUGUUGAAUCUGUGGUUUCAAGUCUGUCCAGCAUGAAUCCAGGCAGUUUUGGCUUGUAAAAAUCAAUAGCGAGGGAUAAGUUUGUCUGUUUAGCUUUAACUUUAGCAGGUAAAACAAAGAGCUUUCCACACUUUGUUCCCUUGAAUCUUGUCAGUCAGUCUUUUAGCUACAGUAACUGUUCUUGAUUAGUAUGUUCUCAAGUACUUGUGUCAAUACAAGUGGUUUAUGUAGCGUGGUUCACAGUGUGUUCUUGCCAUCCAUAGAGCUAGUGCUGGAACUGGAGGACACACAUCAUUAUCCUUCUGUUCUGUGGGGGGUCCACCUUACUCUGUGAUUGGUCAGCUGUGCAGAGGUGAGAAAGGAUCCAGGGAUUGAACCGCUCUCUCUGGCUGUUUUUUUUCCCCCUUUCUUGGCACAAGAAUGUGUGAUAUUGGCGCAAAACCGUAAUACAGCAUGUUGCAGGUUGUCGUCCACGAUGCUUAAGUCUAUAUGAGCAAGACGCUUUGUUUUUUAUGUGCUGGCUUUAAAUCCAGAUUUUUUAAAGCAUUGUAAUGUUCUUACUUUAGAUUACAUGGUGCUCUUGAGUACUUGCAGAGGAACGAUGAGGAAUUAGACCAGAGGAUACCUUGUUCUAUCCAGAAACAUGGAAAAUAUCCUCUGUUACUGCUAGUUUCCCCAGUGGGAAAUCACCUCAAGACAAAUUGUCCACAGCUGAUAAAUGUAUCAAUUCUGUUCUUCUCUGAUCAAUCUCUUAGGUGACAAUCCAUCAGACGCUUCAUAUUUCUUACCCAAAUGGACCAAGUAUUUUAUUUCCUGCCUUGUUGCUUUUGCCUUUUAUUGAGGCAAAACUGUCUGACCUGUCGUCUUCUGACCGUAGAGGACAUCGGUGCCGUCAUGUUCUUCAAACACACCAGGUGCGCUGUCUUUCAGCGCGAUCUUAUUACAGUCAGAUAGCGUGUUAGGCAGCCUGAUGGUUAGAAAAGAUGCUUGAUCUCAGAAAGUUUGAUCCAUCACCCUCGAGUUCUUGAUCACGAAGCUUUGACGUGCACAUUCACUGCUGGUUGUUUUCAUUGAAAUCCCAAAUAGCUUGAAAGUGAUCAAAGUUUUUGACCUUAAAGUGUAUCAGAAGUACUUAAAAUGAACGUGGCUCUUCAUACACAGAUUUUUUUUUCUGGUGCUGCCAGCUCUUUUUAGACCUUCCCAGACCUCGGCUCUUACUCUGAUGUAUCUCUGUGGUAUAAUAUUUUAAAAUCUUCCGCAUGUGUUGCCUUAUAGCUGCUCCGUUCACCCCCAGCUGCACUCCAGGCGACGUUUACCUCGUCCUAGUUGGCUCUUGUUACACAGAACAGCUAAAAAAACAAAAAUACUCCAUUAAAUCAUGACUUUAGCUUGAUGACUUUAAGGAUUACAUUAUAGCAAACUGUAAUAACUUUUAUCGGUUUCUGUUUUCCAAAAGCUCUGAGUGCCACGUCUCCUAUGUCGGUAACACAAGAGGGUGACGUUGCCUGCUCUCCUGUCAUGUACUGGAUGGUUCUAGUUGUUGUCAAUGCUGUUUCAAUACUCUCAUAGGUUACACAUGGAAGGAUUUAUUCCAAAAUGACACAUCCAUUAUAUGAAGAAAAAUGAUUUUGAAAUCAAAUUUAAAUUAAGGUAUUUUUUAAAAAAGGACAGGACUUUAAUUCUUGCUUGACUGAAAGUGAAAACAGAGUCCUGUAUUUUCCACAAACAUGGUAAACUAAAGGCUUGUUUUCUUCUCCAAAUGGAUUUAUCACGAUUUGGAAUAGAUUUUUUCAUCUACUAUAUCUUAAAUAUCUUUAAGUGGUGGAUAGAAGUGGCUGUCGCAGUUGGUAGAUGUGUAAGGUAUUAGGCUGCUAAGCGAUGUUUUUCCAACAGUUGAUAGCAAUGUUUUUCUUUUUAUUUCCUUCUUUUUCUUUGUCAUAUGGGGUAGCACAACUCAACAUAGUGGCCUGUCUUUCAACCAAAUAGGGCUCUUGAUUUUAUUGUUUGACUUUUUAAGCCUAUUUUUCCCCCCCCUUUGAAUUGUUUUACAUUUAUAUGUGAUGUAAUUUGAAGUGCUAGAUGUACUUGGCACUAAUUGGAAAAAAAAAGGAAGGAUCCUUGUUUAAAUGUAUGGAUAAGAUGCUUAAUGGAUUGAAAUGUGUUCUUUUGAAGCAUUUAUUUUUUUCGUUUGUACUGUACUUUAAUACUAUUUUGAAAUAUGCAUAAUAAUGUCAAUGUGAUGCUGUUUAUUUGAAUGCCAUUUUUUAUAUAGUCCAAUAUGGGUUUGAUGAGAAGGAAAACUGAUUUUAUUGUGUCAAGACUGCAGUUUUGUCUGGUUUUAUGCUGAUAUGAAUUAUGUACAUUGUAUUAAUGGAAAUGACGAGGAGGUGGAGGAUAAUGAUGACAUUGUAAUGUAUCUGAACUUCUGAAGCAUGUUUUGCAAACCCUUAUUGUACAGAUUAUGUAUUCAGUGUCAUGUUACCUGUUACUGUUGUUGCUUUCUGUGUGUUUCUUGUACAAGGCUUUUAAUUAAAAGCUCUUCAAAAAGC